GAGCGACGAAAAUGUAUUUUUAGCGCGCGCGAUCAAAUAGGUGCACGUGGAGGGGCGUGGUUCUGAUUCUGGUGUAUUGCGCAUGCGCAUGCGCCACACUGCAGUAUAGUAUGGCGUCGUUGGUGCGGACGGCAUUUCGGAAGGAUCUUUUCCUCGGGAAGGUAGCGAUCGUGACUGGCGGGGGCACGGGGAUCGGGAGAGCCAUCACGAAGGAGCUGGCCGAGCUCGGAUGCCGUGUCGUCAUCGCCUCCAGGAAGAGAGAGACACUCGAGUCUGCGGCCGCGGAAAUCAACCACACUCUCUCCAAAGAUGUGGGCGGGGCUGCAUUACCACCGCUCCGUGUAUUCCCGUUUCAGUGCAAUAUCCGGAGCGAAGAACAGGUGGAAGCUUUGAUGAAGUAUGCGGUGGAAAAACAUGGUCGAAUAGACUACCUGGUCAACAACGGAGGAGGGCAGUUCAUGAGUCCAGUUUCAGAGAUAUCGGCCAAAGGUUGGCACGCCGUAAUCGACACAAAUCUCACUGGAACCUUUUACUGCCUCAAACAUGCUUAUCAUGCCUGGAUGAAGGACCAUGGAGGCAGCAUCGUGAAUAUCAUUGUCGAUAUGGUCAAAGGGUUUCCAGGGAUGGCACAUACAGGUGCAGCGAGGGCCGGAGUUGAAAACCUCACAAAGAGUAUGGCACUCGAAUGGUCUCCCAGCAAGAUUCGCAUCAACUGCAUUGCCCCUGGAGUCAUAUAUUCAGAGACGGCUGCGGCCAACUACCCAGACCCAGAGACCUUCAACAGAAGUCUCCACAUCAUCCCAGCAAGAAGACUGGGCUGUCCUGAGGAAGUAUCAGGUGCUGUGUGUUUCCUGCUCUCGCCGGCAGCUGCCUACAUCACAGGCUGCACCAUACCAGUGGACGGAGGCCAGGGAAUCUACCGCUCUCCUUGGGUCAUCCAGGAUCACGAAGGUUUCCCAGUCGAGCUGCACAGUGAGGUGGCGCUACCUCCAAAAGGAGAAGCAACUGAGCCAGGACCUUCAGAAUUCCUCUUUAAGGCCCUCGCCGAACUCUACAAAUCAAAACUUUGAAUCUUUAGAUUUUUUUAUUGAUGAUUGAGUGUACUAAAUAUGAGUGAAUUAGUGUCUGCAGGACAUACACAAUGGCUGUUCGAUAGUAUAUAUACACUUGCUACUGUCGUCUAUUCAUUGGUACAUUCAAGAGACUAUAUGUGACAAACUUCGCACCUUACAGACUGUGCCGGGCAUGGUUUAUGAGUACACAUGCACACAUAUAUACAGUGGUCCCAGGUUUUGGCUGGCAAAACAAAGCUAGAGUGUUAGAACUUUGGUCUUUCGUCCUUCAGCUGUCCGUAGUCCACGACCUUCAUAAACUUUGUAUGCUGGUUGAAUUGGACAUUCUCGUUGGGGUGAGGGUUUGUUGAGCGGCGCCACGAUACGUCAAUGUUGCGUGUGCUGGACCUGAAGAUCAUGGCACUGGCCAGCGCGGCUCCAAACACCGUGAUCACGGCCACCGGCCAGAUCUAAAGUGGGGGACAGAGAGGAGAGGUUCUCCUAUAGUGUGUGCGGAGCUCUUGGCGACUUACGUCUGGCCUUGUGCUCAGCGUUCUCAUGAGACUCAUUCUUUCUUCUUCCACACACAGCGCGCAACAAAAUGGCACGUGACUUAACCAUGGAAACACGUGAGAUCACGUUAGACCCUCGCGCGCGCCGUCUUACGAGCAUGCGCAUAAACCUAGUGUUUUAGCUAGCUAGCUAUUAUAUAGAGAGCUAGCUAGCUAGCUCGGGGGUGUCGUGAAAUUUUAGCUAUGCGCCAAUGACCACGAUACAUGUAAGGAGUAAUUAACCAAUGUUUGCACAUAGGAAACUAUGCCCAUAAAAAUACUUAUGAGAACCAACAAUUGAAGCAAAAAAGGAGGGGAGACAACUGAGGCCAAAAAAACUACAGCUGCGGCUGUUGAGCGAUUUAGCACUAGGUACCAGUAUAGUAUUAUUGGAGUCUGUUCUGAAGACUGUCUGUUUAAAACUUUGGUACUUCGUCCUUCAGAUGAUCAUAACUUGCAAUGUGCAUGAGCU
Molecule: messenger RNA, 2075 nt
Organism: Geodia barretti
Lineage: Eukaryota; Metazoa; Porifera; Demospongiae; Tetractinellida; Geodiidae
Source: the annotation of a GenBank genome assembly